GCACAGCAGAGGCAACAGUUUGCUCCAUGCACACACACUCAAUAAGCUCACACACACUUCACAUACACACACCCACACACGCGCGGAGCGUAUGCACUCCCAGCCGCUCACCCAUUGCGGGCGAAGAUCGCUGUUUCCAGCAGCUGCAUGGAGCACAUACUAGCCUCAGCUAUCUCUGCCUCAGUCCUGCCGUGUGAGAGAUAACACAGCUCUGAGCGAGAGAGGGGGAUAGAGGGAGAGACAGACGAAGGGAGAUACACAGCUUUUCUACGACAGCGCGCACGUGGGAGCUGCCCCGCAGGGCUGAGGGAUGUGUGUUGCCGGCGAGGCCGGGUCUGGGGUAGCCCGUGGCCGGAUCUAGGGCGUUCUAUCCCAGCAUGCUUCCCCUGGCUACCCCCAGCAGUGCCUUAUAAUGCACAAAUGGGUUUGGGGCUGGACAAGGCCAGACCUACUGUGUGGACUGUACCUGCGACUGCUGCUGUGGAUGGGUGUAGUGGGCGGGGCCACAGUUGAUCAGAGCAUUGAGCGUGUGCUCUCCAACUGCUCCAAGCACGAGCGCUACACCCGUAACUACGACUACAUGGAGGGCGGAGACGUGCGCAUACGCCGCCUCUACAGUCGCACACAGUGGUUCCUCACUAUUGAUGAACAUGGCAAUAUCAGCGGUACACAGGACGCCAGCAACUACUACAGUGUUCUGGAAAUGCGGACAGUGUCAGAGGGAGGCGUGCUGGCAAUCAAAGGGGUGAAGAGUCAGUAUUACAUCUCCAUGAGCAGGACCGGAAUACUGCAGGGCAAGAAAGACUACAGUGACAUGUGCAACUUUAAGGAGGUGUUUUUAGAAAACUACUACACGGCCUACUUGUCUGAGAAGUGGACUAAGCGUGGCAGGGAGAUGUUUAUCUCACUGUCACAGAAGGGCCGACCGCUGAGGGGAAAGAAGACCCGCAAAGAGAAUGUCGCUGCUCACUUCAUCCCUCGUAAAUGUCAAGAGGACGACAAGACAUUGGCUUGACAUCAGCACACACACACAAACCAUCUCACUUACACACAACACCAUACACACACAUAUCACGAUCACCCCCGUACCAUCACACACACACACACCCGUACAUACCCGUACACAACGCCUAUUCCAUAAACUAUGCAAACGCUGUAACCAUUCAGUUCCAGCAUGGCCAGUGGACAGCCCAGCCCUCUCAGCGCAUUACAGUGUGUUAUGGGAUCCUCCCGCAUUUUGUCAUCGGUACUCUAAAAUCGCCAGGAAUCUGGGUGGAAUGGAAGUGUACCGUCCACUACUAUCGGACAAUGUUGGACACCAGAAACAGCCCGGAGAGAAAGACAUUCAAUCUACAACCUCAAUGGGAGGACUUGUAUUAAAAUGAUAAAUGCUGGGUGAAACCAGAGAGACAAAGGAAGAAUUCUACUGUGUUCUUUUAGCAGAACACCGUCGUGACUUUAAAGUGGCCAAUAAAAGUAGCAAUAGUCAGGACAUCGUUCAUCAGGAGAAGGACAGCUCUAGCGUUGUAAAGUAGAGCCACAAACAUUAUAAGGUCAGUUGUAAAAACAGUGGAUUUUUUGUGAGUGUUUGCACAUCCUAAGCGAACAUAUUGCAUUACACUUUAACCAACGACCUGUCUUUAAUUUCAUAAUUAAACCUAUAAUUACAGUGCAAAGGACAAUCUAGAAUGUGCCUUACAUCACUUUGAAUUGGUCUAGUUUUUAAGCACACUCCUCUCACACUCUGCAACGAAGGGAAGACGAAUGAUGGCCCACCCGCCGAAGCUGCUGAUGUACAAAGUGGACUUUCAAUGAAUGUGGGCAUGCCUCAGUUCUAGGGAUUUGCUGUGGAAUUGGAUUUACUGAAUACAUCCGUUUAUCUAUAUUUUGAACAACAACCACAUAAGUUCUCUCUCAGCAUGACACAUUCCAUUAAUUAUCCCUCCAGGCAUUUUAUUAAACCAAUCCAUAUGCAGAAUAACAUUCAAAACAACAUUUUACAAGGAGGUUUUUAAUUAUCUACUAUCUACUGCGUUAUCAUACUCUAUUUUUAAACGUGUUUAAAUUUCACAUUGUGCCUAUUUGUGAUGUAAACAAGUGUGACUGUUCACUAUUAACUGUUAUUUAUAAUAAUAAUGUAAAAUGUGUGUGGCUGGAUGGAGCUCGUAUUAGUCAGAAAGAUUAGGACUAGUCUCGUCUCUGAAGGGGCUGAUUAUAAGGACUGCAUAUAAAGAGAGCAGGAGCAGGCGCUCUUCAUCUCCCAAACGAGAAGCUUUUAACCACUAGACUGCAAACGCACCAUGACGACUGUGUGACAUGAGACAGGUAUUUCUUAUGCUGCUAUCUGCGAGUACAUAACCAGAAUAUGGGUGUUUUUAUUUAAAAAGCAAAACCACAAAUAAAUAAGCAAAUGUUUUCUAUUGAGUGUUUUGAGAAAAAAAAAAUCUUAUAUCACCCCAAACAAUAUAUUGUAUAACUUCUAAGCUACUUUUAAUGUAUUUCUGUGAGGUUAUUUAAAUAAAACCUUUUGU
Molecule: messenger RNA, 2531 nt
Organism: Electrophorus electricus (electric eel)
Lineage: Eukaryota; Metazoa; Chordata; Actinopteri; Gymnotiformes; Gymnotidae
Gene: fgf7
Product: fibroblast growth factor 7
Molecular function (GO): growth factor activity
Source: RefSeq, a predicted model, not a curated record